UCAUCACGACCACUGGAUAUGCCGCCGAAGAAAGAGAAGCCGAUUCACUCGCUCAUCGCGGGCACAACGGCAGGCGCGAUCGAGGCUUUCAUAACGUAUCCGACCGAGUUCGUGAAAACUACGUCUCAGUUCGGCGGGAAGAGAGAGCCGCCGAUUACAAUCAUCCGAAAUACUCUGAAAACUAAGGGCAUUACCGGCCUCUACUCAGGAUGUACAGCUCUUGUCGUUGGGAACUCUGUCAAGGCAGGAGUCCGCUUUGUUUCUUAUGACCAUUUCAAGCAUAUGCUUGCUGACUCCGAGGGCAAAGUCAGCUCGGGACGGAGUUUGCUGGCGGGUCUUGGAGCUGGCGUGACAGAAGCUGUCUUUGCGGUCACUCCCUCAGAAACAAUCAAAACGAAGCUUAUAGAUGACGCCAAGAACCCAAAUCCUCGUUUCCGAGGACUAAUCCAUGGAACAGUGACCAUUGUUCGCGAAGAGGGCUUGCGUGGGGUCUACCGCGGUCUCUUCCCCGUGAUGAUGCGUCAGGGUGCAAAUUCUGCUGUGCGCUUCACAACCUACACGACCCUCAAGCAGUUCGUCCAAAGCAAUGCUCCUCCCGGCCAAUCACUACCUAGCAGCAUUACUUUUGGUAUUGGCGCCAUAGCGGGUCUUGUUACCGUCUACACGACAAUGCCCCUAGACGUCAUCAAAACGCGCAUGCAAUCAUUGUCCGCAAGACAACAAUACCGCAACUCGUUCCAUUGCGGAUACCGUAUAUUUACGGAGGAGGGCAUCUCGCGGUUUUGGACGGGUACGACGCCGCGCUUGGUACGGUUAAUGCUAAGCGGUGGUAUCGUCUUCACAACAUACGAAAAUAUUAUCCGUCUUAUUGGCGGAAGAGAAGAGGAACUUUGAGUCUGGUCACGAUGCCUCACUUGAUAUUGCAUAGCCUAUAAGUACGCGCAGCCUACGAACCUGCAGUAUACGUUGGGACCUAUGAGCUCUUGCUUUACUAAUUGUGCAGUUUACAAAAUCCAAAAGUUUGCCAGGAGCGUCGCUCUCCGCGGCUCUCCCAGU
Molecule: messenger RNA, 1056 nt
Organism: Phanerochaete carnosa HHB-10118-sp
Lineage: Eukaryota; Fungi; Basidiomycota; Agaricomycetes; Polyporales; Phanerochaetaceae
Exons: 11
Coding region: 19-894 (291 amino acids)
Biological process (GO): mitochondrial citrate transmembrane transport
Source: RefSeq, a predicted model, not a curated record